Molecule: messenger RNA, 2783 nt
Organism: Durio zibethinus
Lineage: Eukaryota; Viridiplantae; Streptophyta; Magnoliopsida; Malvales; Malvaceae
Product: adenine nucleotide transporter BT1, chloroplastic/mitochondrial-like
Biological process (GO): transmembrane transport
Source: RefSeq, a predicted model, not a curated record
AUCUAUUGAUAAAAUGGAAAAUAAUAAAAAAAUUAAAUAAUUGGCCUAACUUUGCUAGACAAGUAGUCGUUUGACUUUAUGUCAUUUAUGUUAAGAAACGUUUAGGAUUAGUAAGAAAAAUUAGGAAAACUUAACGGGUGAAGUGGCAAUUUUCAAGUCAAGGGGCCACAACCACACCCAAACCUGAGGACUUUCCACCAGCACGUUAUUUUUUGUCGUUUAACAGGUUGACCAACUGUUUCAAGAAAGAAACCUGAAAAACAUGCUUGAAGUGAACAACACAUGACAAUUUCUCAACAAGACAAGAUGUUGAUACUUGGUAGUUGGGACUAGUAUUAUAUUCAUAUAGAAAUGAAAUAAGCCAAAUUAAAUCGAUAGAAUAUAGAUGUGUAUUGAGCAAACUGCCCAAAGGUGGAAACAGGGGUUUCUUAUGUUGGGUGAGGUCAAACUGAAAGGAAAAGAAGAACCCAGAAUGACAAAAAAAGGUCAGCACUCGGGCACCAAGGGUUUCUUAUGUUUCUUCUUGCUUGCCUUCGUAAAAUCGAGUGGCUUUGAGUGCUGACUAGAAAGUGAAAACAGCAACAAUUUGUCUUAUAUUUUGGAACCUGGAUAAUCGUUUAGGGCGGUCGUGUGGGUCGUAUAAAAUCUUCUUUAUUCAAAAUAUAUAGCACCAAAGUGCCAGCAGCCAAAGAAAGAAUCAAUUAAAUUAUUAUAUAUGCUUUCUGUUGUCGAAUUUCCUAUGAAAACCAACAUUUAAAACAGUUCAAAUUACUGAAAUCUCCAAAGCAACAGCGGAGAAGAGACCACCUUGUUGGGUUGGAAGUACAACAAAACCUAACACCUUCCAACUCUAACCCAUAACACCAAAGCAACCGUAGUGUAUACACCUUUUGACACCAGUCAUUCCUUCUUAAAGAGGGGAAAAAAAAACUGAGAAUCAGAUUCAUUCACCUACCCUCCUCUUUUCUCUCUUUCCCUAUCGCUUUUUCUUAUUCUUUCAUUUUAAGGUUGUAAGUUCUCCAUUUGUCUCUUGUUUUCGUCGCCUCUUCUCUUUGGAUUCUUCAAAAAAACUUGAUUUUCUCUUGUACCCAUUUUUCAAAAAAAAAUUUUUUAGGCACCCAUUUGUUCAAAAUCGAAUAUUUUCUUCACAAAUACUCUAAAUUCUCUUAAAACAGUAAAAAAAGGAAUUUGGGUAUUCAAUAAACCCCAGAAAAAAAAGAUAUUUUUUUAAAAAAAUUUUUGAAGUUUUUUCAAUCAUGGGCAAGAGAGGAAUUCAGUUAUUUGAUGAUAAGAAAGGUGGGUUUUUCUCUAUAUGUGAUUUGGAGUCUCAAUGGAGUCGCGAACAGAAUAACAUUUAUCCAGGUGGCUUAUUUGCAAGCGUUGGUCAAAUGGGAAUGGGAUUCGGCGUUUCACCAAACUCCCCAAACCCCCGUGACAAUGGUGGAAUCAAAGCUCCAUUUUCCGAUUUGCUUGUGAAAUAUUUACCAUCACAAGAGGAAAUUCGGGUUGUUGGAGUAUCGGAAGGUGAAGCAGCUCUGAAGAAGAAGAAGAAAGUUGGCUUAAAACUGAAAAUCAGGGUUGCUAAUCCUUCAUUAAGGAGGUUAAUAAGCGGUGCCAUAGCGGGGGCGGUUUCAAGGACUUGCGUGGCACCAUUGGAGACAAUAAGGACGCAUUUGAUGGUUGGGAGUAGUGGGAAUUCUACAACUGAGGUGUUCCAUGAUAUAAUGAAGACUGAUGGGUGGAAAGGGUUGUUUAGGGGUAAUUUUGUUAAUGUGAUUCGAGUUGCACCAAGCAAGGCGAUAGAGCUAUUUGCUUUCGAUACUGUGAAUAAGCAAUUGUCACCUAAACCUGGGGAAGAACCGAAGAUUCCAAUUCCUGCCUCAUUAAUUGCAGGUGCUUGUGCUGGAGUCAGCUCAACUUUGUGCACCUAUCCUCUUGAGUUAGUUAAGACUCGAUUAACCAUUGAGAAAAAUAUGUAUGAUGGUAUACUUGAUGCUUUCUUAAAAAUACUGCAAAAGGAAGGCCCUGCUGAACUUUAUAGAGGCCUUGCUCCUAGUCUUAUUGGAGUGAUUCCAUAUGCCGCCACGAAUUAUUGUGCAUAUGAUACUCUUCGGAAAGUGUAUCGUAAAGUUUUAAAGGAGGAGAAAAUUGGCAAUAUUGAAACCCUUUUAAUUGGAUCACUAGCUGGGGCUAUUUCAAGUACUGCAACCUUCCCACUUGAGGUGGCUCGCAAGCACAUGCAGGUUGGAGCUCUCAAUGGAAGACAGGUCUACAAGAAUGUGCUGCAUGCACUCUCAAGCAUUCUUGAACAAGAAGGGAUUCAAGGUCUAUAUAAAGGCUUGGGUCCUAGUUGCAUGAAGUUGGUGCCUGCUGCUGGGAUUUCUUUCAUGUGCUACGAAGCAUGCAAAAGGAUACUGGUAGAGAAAGAUGAGGAAGCAUAGAAUUUCUUAUUGAAGGGAAUAAAUUCAUCGUUUUGAACAGAAGAAUGAGUUGUCAUACAUUUUAGUUUCAUCUUUUUCCUUCUUGUUUUUUGAUAUUUUUCUCCUGGAAAUUUUUUGUUAAGAAAUGAUCUUGAAAAUGAAACUGAUAAGUCAUAUUUGAAGAAUGAAAAGACUUGUUGAGUUCUGUUUCAGAGCUUGCUUAAGUGGUUACUCUCUUCAUCCUUUUCAGCCUGCCCUUAACAUGUAUUCCACUCAGACAUUUUACUGUGUAAUUUCUUUCCUGCAUUACCUACGCUGAAGGGAAAACAUUUUUCUAAAGCAUAGAAAAAGAAGAUACUAAGA